AUGGGACGCGGCAGCCAUGUGCGGACCAUCCUCGUGGUGCUGGUGAUCGCAGUGUCCGCGGGGGAGAUGCGUGCACAAGGCGUAGAGAGAAGAACUCCGGAGCCUGGCAGGGACGUCUUUACACAUGCACCCACAGACGAGCGAGAAGGAGAGGUGCGCCCCGUCUCCACAGCUCCUCCUGAACACGCCCAGAGGGGGCUGCUUCUGCCUGGACACAUCCUCACCAGGGAAUUCCAGGGGGACCAGCAUUACUUCAGGAGAGACAGCUCUGUGGCGGCCUAUCCCACGAUGCCGAGUGUUUUACAUGCAGGGGAGACGCACGGCUCCGCUACCCAACUAGUACCCCACGAAGAGGCCCCGCCCUUUUCGGACUUUGCCACAAAAUCCACAACUCCCGCCACCACGCCCGUUACUGCUUUCACCACCCCAACCUUCAGGCUGCCUUUAUCUCAAAAUAAGCCCACGGCGGACAGGACGAGGGAUGUAUUUCCGACGACAGACUCGCUAACAACACAAAUGACUCAAGGCAGUGAUAACAAUAAAAACAAUCCACAAAGAGAGGGUCCAGCAGCCAGCCCCCCAUCACUCUCAACAAGCACGGAAAAAGCAGAAGAGAGAGAGAAUACAAAUAAAAGCAGCACUGAUAAUUUCCCUUCUGCAUCCAGCUUUGGAAGUGGCCUUGUGAAGUCCACGGCUACCACUAUCACCACCAUGCAAACAUCUGAAUCAUGCAGUAUGAAUUUCACUGACCCCGAGGGUAAUAUCGACAUCAGGCAGACGCUGGACCCUGGAGUGGAGUGCAACUACUUUGUGACUGUCUACUUGGGAUAUGGCAUUGAGGUUCAGGUUGUCAAUGUGAGUGUUUUGGCCGGGGACCAGGUGACUGUGGAGGACACAGGUGGCAGAGAGCCCUCCAUCCUGGCCAACCAAACAGUGCUGUUGCGAGGCCUUGUAAUGCGCAGCUGGAGCAACCAAAUCUCAAUCCGCUUUCGGAGCGACCAACAGUCAAACCCUGGAUUCCUCCUACUGAGCUACCAAGCAUUCGUGCUGAGCUGUGGAUUCCCCAAAGAGCCCACUGGAGGAGAGGUGUCUGUGACUCACCUUCAUCCUGGCGGAGAAGCCUUCUUUAGCUGCUUGACUGGCUACAAGUUACAAGGGCCCAAAAUGCUUUCAUGUCGCAAUGCAACCACGCCAUACUGGAGCGGGAAGGAACCGCGCUGCAUAGCGUCCUGCGGAGGAAUGAUAAAAAACGCCACCUAUGGUCGCAUAGUCUCGCCUGGUUUCCCUGGCAACUACAGUAACAAUCUGACGUGCCACUGGGUCCUGGAGGCCCCCGAGGGCCACAAGCUGCACGUGCACUUUGAAAAGGUGGCUCUGGCAGAAGAUGAUGACAGGCUGCUGAUUAAAAAUGGCAACAACAUCGACUCUCCGCCCAUCUAUGACUCCUACGAGGUGGAGUACCUGCCCAACGAAGGCCUCCUCAGCACUGGACGCUACCUGUUCGUGGAGUUCACAACAGAUGGAAGCUUAACCUCCACUGGGGCAGCUAUCAGAUAUGAAUCUUUCGCCAAAGGAAUGUGCUACGAGCCUUUUGUGAAGUAUGGAAACUUCAGCAGCUCGGACUCCUCGUAUGGUGUGGGAGCCGUAGUUGAAUUCUCCUGUGACCCUGGCUACACCCUUGAGCAAGGCUCUGUUGUUAUUGAGUGUGUGGACCCAGAAAACCCUCAGUGGAACGAGACUGAGCCAGCGUGUCGAGCUGUGUGCAGCGGAGAGAUCACAGACUCGGCUGGUGUUGUGCUGUCUCCUAAUUGGCCCGAGGCCUAUGACAAGGGGCAGGACUGCAUCUGGGGCAUCCACGUGGAAGAGGACAAGAGGAUCAUGCUCGACAUUCAAGUCCUCCAUCUUGGAAAGAAUGACCUCUUGACGUUCUACGACGGUGAUGACCUGACAGCUAACAUCCUGGGCCAGUACAGCGGCACGCGGCCACACUUCAAACUCUACACGUCCAUGGCAGACGUGACUGUUCAGUUUCAGUCCGACCCGGCCACAAACAUCUACGGAUACAACAACGGAUUUGUGGUUCACUUCUUUGAAGUGGCCAGGAAUGACACAUGCUCUGAGCUUCCGGAAAUUAGCAACGGCUGGAAGAGCACAUCACACCCUGACCUUAUCCACGGAACUGUCGUCACCUACCAGUGUUACCCCGGAUACGAGCUGGUGGGCUACGAGAUCCUCAUGUGCCAAUGGGACCUGACGUGGAGCGGGGACGUGCCCAAGUGUGAGGAAGUGAUGACGUGCCAAGACCCUGGGAAUGUGGAGCACAGUCGUAAGGUGGUCACCGGAGCCCGCUUUACUGUGGGGUCAACCGUGCAGUUCUUCUGUAAUAAAGGCUACAUCAUAUCUGGCAACGGCCUGCUCACCUGCCACAACAGAGACACGGCCAAGCCUAAGUGGAGUGAGAGGCUUCCCAAAUGUUCCCCGGAGAAAUAUGAGCCGUGCAGGAACCCUGGGGCUCCAUCCACCAGUGUCCAGAGCGUGGAGAAGGCCUUCUAUCAGGCUGGAGAGACGCUCACCUUCUCCUGCCACUCCGGUCAUGAGAUGCAGGGCCAUGCCACCAUCUACUGCAUCCCGGGACACCCCUCACAGUGGAACAGCACGCCCCCUGCCUGCAAAGCGUUGACAAACCACUACAUCGACGAACGUAGAUUAGAUGUUUCCAAAGUCGAUUAUGAACUAGAGGGCACCAACAUAGCCCUGAUUGUUUUCAUACCCACUGCAGUCAUCCUUGCGGCAGUACUAGCGAUUUAUGUCUACUUUGUAAAGCUGCAAGGAAAAACCAUUCGAAUGCCAUCAUCAUCAUCAUCGCCGCCGUAUGACAACAUGACGGAGGAGUCUGCGUUCGAGAACCCCAUAUAUGACAGCGGAAGAGAAAUGGAAAUGGGGAAGAAGAAAAAAAUACAGCAGCAUCUCGCAAGACAAGAGAAAGAAGGCGUGUCGUUUUGCAGCCGCUGGAGCCAAGUGCAGAAGGAGGAGGUGGAGAGUCACAAGCGCAAGAGUUGGAGUCCCAGAGGUGCGUCUGUAAUCACAAAAGACUUUUGGCGUGUUGGUGAAAAGAAAUCGGCAGCUUCACAAAGACAUCGUCACCAAACAGAGAGAGAACAGCUCUGUGCGGGAGAGAACCAAAACAAGAACAUUCCAAUACAACAUAAUGGUACAGUCCCCCUCAGCGCUCAUGUGGAGGGGCCAGAGCGAAUGAACCGCGUCGACGAUAAUGCAGCAUGA
Knipowitschia caucasica is the source of this 3282-nucleotide messenger RNA. NCBI's taxonomy places the organism in Eukaryota, Metazoa, Chordata, Actinopteri, Gobiiformes, Gobiidae. The record is from the annotation of a GenBank genome assembly.